GCCUGGUUUCCGGCUGCCGUGCACUCGCUGCAAAGAUGGGGGGUCACUCUCCCAGCCCUGUCAUGACAGCCCCAAAGAGCUUGGUGGGUUUCAACCACCCCAAAAAAGGGGAGAGUCAGAGGCGGUUCCUGCAAAGCAAAGGGAGCUGUGGGGCCCAGCAGAAAGUGGCCCAAAAAGGAUGAUCUGGAGGAGGGGGCAGGACCCGAGUGGCUGGACAGCUGGGCUUCCCCUGCAGGUGCCUCUGACGCCGGCAUGGAACACGUGCCUGUGGCCGCAGGCCUUGGCUGCCUCCCGGGCUGUGCCCCAGGGCGAAAGCCCCGAAAGGCCGAGUGAGCUGACGCCUGGAGACUUCUUUUAAGAUGACCCGCACCGACCCACCGGACCUGCUGGUGUCGACCGUGUACCAGGACAUCAAGGUGGCGGCCCCGGGGCCCGUGUCGAGGCCCCCACCAUGUGAGCGCCCCAUGGCCCGGCCUGCGGCGCCCGCGCAUUUCAACAAGCGCCACUGUCGAAGCUUCGAUUUCCUGGAGGCGCUGGACGGGGUGACCAUGGAGGCCCGCCCGGAGGCGCCGCCCCCGGAGCCCGCCGCGCCGCGCGCCCGAUCCCGCGACGGCGAGACCCGGCGCCGCGCCCGCUCCAAGAGCGCCCCCCGCGCGCCCCCGAGCCUGGCGCCCGCGCCCGCCUCACCACCCGUGCUGCCGCGCCGAGGCCGAGAAGCACAGCGAGCGGCGCGGGCCGACGCGUCGCCCCGCCGGGAGGCCGCGUAUCCCGCGCUGCGCGCGCUCGCCAACGAGCUGCACCCCAUCAAGCUACAGCCGCAGCGGGGCGGCCCCGGCCGCAUCGCGCCCCUCUGCGCUGCGACCAACCGCUGCGCGCCAGUCGAGCCAUCCGCGGGGCCCGCCCCCCACGUCCGCUGCCGCCUGGACAUCAAGCCGGACGAAGCAGUGCUGCAGCACGCCGCCCGGAGCUCGCGGCCCUGCGGGCCCCCCGAGACCGCGCCCUGGCCCCGCGCCGCCCCGCAGCUCCACGGCCUCACGGUGCCCGGGCCUCGCCACGUGGCCCUCUCGCGCACUCCCACCCCCAGUGACUCGUACUGCACCGACCCCCGGGCGCUGUACUGCGACGGGCCGCUCCCCGGGCCCCGGGACUACGCGGAGCGCCGGAGUGUGCCCUUCACCACCCCGCCGGGGCCCACCCAGUUCUUCUACACGGAGGAACCCGAGGGCCACCCUGGGGGCUUCAUGGCCAGCCCAGGGCCGCCCUUCGACGGCUACUAUCCCAGGCCCUUUCUGCCCGAAGAGCCCCCGGGGCCCAGUCCAAGACGGGGGAGCGGCUACUACGCGGGGGAAGUUCGCACCUUCCCGGUCCAGGAACCACCCUCCCGCUCCUACUACGGGGAGGCCCCCCGCGCCUACGGCCCGCCCUGCGGCCCACGUUACGCCCCCGAGGAGCCUCGAGCCCGCCCCGCCGCCCGCGCGUUUUACACUGAGGACUUUGGGCGGUACCGCAAUCGAGAAGCCCUGACGCGGACUUACCCACACCCGCGAGGCAGCCCAGCCUGGGGCGACUGGGGGCCGCGGCCGUACCGCACGCUGCAGGUGGCGCCCCCGCCGGACCCCGGCCCGCUGCUCGCCUCCUGGCACGGCGGCGCGGGCACCAGCCCACCCCGGCUAGCGACCGACAGCCGCCACUACUCGCGCUCCUGGGACAACAUCCUGGCACCGGGGCCGCGCCGCGAAGACCCCUUGGGCCGUGGCCGUAGCUACGAGAACCUCCUGGGCCACGAGGCGCGGGAGCCGCGGGGCACGUCCCCCGAAGGCCGGCGCCCGCCCGUCGUCGUGAACCUGUCCACCUCGCCCCGACGCUACGCGGCGCUGUCCUUGUCCGAGACGUCGCUGUCCGAGAAGGGCCGUGUGGGGGAGGGCCCCGGCCGAAACUGGUACGUCACACCGGAGAUCACCAUCACCGACAACGACCUGCGCGCCGCCGAGCGCCCGGCCGCCAGGAGCUGGGAGAUGCCGGGGAGCCGCCCCCGCCAGUCUCAGCCUGCCGCCCCCGACGGCCCCGCCUCUGGCCGCCAGCGCAGCCUCGAACAGCUGGACGAGCUCAUCACUGACCUGGUCAUCGACUCGCGGUCCCCAGCCGGCCAGGCGCUCGAGCCCGCGUCCGACGGCCUGGGCCGUCAGCUGCGGCGCCUGCUCGACUCGCGGCCCUCGGGGCCCGGGGGCCCGGUGCUGGCGCCGCGCUCGCCACCUGCGUCCGCCGGUAGCGCCGAGGAGCCCGCCGGCCAGGGGCAGGCGGCCGACGCCUCCCCUGAGCCCAGCGCGGACGAGGACGACCUGAUGACGUGCUCCAACGCGCGCUGCGGGCGCACGGAGACCAUGUUCAACGCCUGCCUCUACUUCAAGUCCUGCCACAGCUGCUACACCUACUACUGCUCGCGCCUGUGCCGCCGCGAGGACUGGGACGCGCACAAGGCGCGCUGCGUGUACGGCCGCGUCGGCAGCGUGUGCCGCCACGUGCUGCAGUUCUGCCGCGAUAGCGGCCCGGUGCACCGCGCCUUCUCGCGCAUCGCGCGAGUCGGCUUCUUGUCCCGCGGCCGCGGAGUGCUCUUCCUGGGCUUCCCGAGCCCCGGCUCCGCGGACAACUUCCUGCGCUUCGGCCUCGAGGGGCUGCUGCUGUCGCCCACCUACCUGUCGCUGCGCGAGCUGGCCACGCACGCGGCCCCACUGGGCAGCUAUGCUCGGGAGCUGGCGGCCGCUGGGCGCCUCUACGAACCAGCCGAGUGCUUCCUGCUUAGCGUGUCGGUGGCUGUGGGCCCCGGUGCCACCCCGCCCGGCGCCCCUGCCAGGCCAGCGCCCGCACCUCGCAGCCCGGGACCCACGGUGCGCAAGUUCGCCAAAGUGGCGCUGGCGGCCGGCAGCCCAGCACGGCCGCCCCCCGCGCGGGGCCGCGAACCUGACAUGGAGACAUUGAUCCUGACGCCGCCGCCCGGCACCGCGGGCCUAGACCAGGACGGCGAGGCGGGCCGGCGAGCACGCGAGGUGGCCUUCAUUCAUAUUCAGCGAGAGCUGCGGCUGCGCGGCGUCUUCCUGCGCCACGAGUUCCCGCGCGUUUACGAGCAACUCUGCGAGUUUGUCGAAGCCAACCGGCGCUUCACGCCCACCACCAUCUACCCCACGGACCGGCGAACCGGCCGCCCCUUCAUGUGCAUGAUCAUGGCUGCGUCCGAGCCGCGCGCACUCGACUGGGUGGCCAGUGCGAACCUCUUGGAUGACAUCAUGUGAGCCGCGGAGGAGCGCCCGGCCCCGCCCAGUCCACCCAGGGCCCACCCUGAACCCCCUCAGGUCCACCAAGCCCCACCCAGGGCCCACCCUGAACCCCCUCAGGUCCACCAAGCCCUGCCCAGUCCACCCGGGGCCCACCGUGAACCCCAUCAGGUCCACCCAAGCCCCGCCCGGUCCACAAGGCCCCGCCCACAUCGCCGCAAGCUCCGCCCCGUCGCGGUCUCCAGAAGCGCCGCCUUUCCGCCCCCUUCCGGCGAUAACCUUCCCAGUCCCUCCGGGCUCUCUCUCCCCCAGUUCUCCUCGGGUCUCCCUAGAGGCAGGUCCUCGGCCGCUUGGUGCUCCCCGCUGGGAGGCGGGGUGGGUCUGAGGACCAGCCCGCCCUGCCUUUGCGCGGAGGGGUCACUACUGCAGACCCGACCGCGCGUAUCCGACUUGUCCGUACCCUGCCCAUCUGCAGGGCUUCCCUGGAGCCUCUCCGUCCGCGGCUCGCCGUGGUCCAGGAGCCCGAGUUGACCAAAGCCUAGUCCUGUCCCUUUAAACACACAACCCCCACCCGCUUCCUGUGGUCUGGGAUGCACCCUGCUCAGAGGCUUUUCUUCUCCGGAGGACAGACACGCUGAUUGGUCUCGGUGUGUCCGCAUCCCGAGCACGUCCUGGCCUGGUGGGCAGGCAGGGCCGGCAGGGACCUGCGUGGGGCCCUCGCCCCUACUGGGUCAGACCUCGGUACACUGACGGUGCUGCCCGCCCUACCGCAAGGGUUGGGGCAAGCAGCAGUGA
This is a messenger RNA of Dama dama (fallow deer), 4064 nucleotides long. RefSeq names its product apical junction component 1 homolog (gene AJM1). NCBI's taxonomy places the organism in Eukaryota, Metazoa, Chordata, Mammalia, Artiodactyla, Cervidae. The record is from RefSeq and is a predicted model, not a curated record. Gene Ontology annotation, cellular component: plasma membrane; apical junction complex. Gene Ontology annotation, biological process: cell-cell junction organization. Bases 360 to 3287 code for a protein of 975 amino acids. The transcript is spliced from 3 exons.